AUGGAAAGCUGCCAAGGACCACACGAAAAACGUCUACUUAACCACCUUCUAUCCACCUACAAUACACUCGAACGACCCGUAGCGAACGAAUCGGAACCACUGGAAGUCAAAUUCGGCUUAACAUUGCAACAAAUUAUUGAUGUGGACGAAAAGAAUCAGAUUCUGACCACAAAUGCGUGGUUAAAUUUGGACGAGAAGAAUCAACUUCUUAUAACCAAUCUUUGGCUUUCGUUGGAGUGGAAUGACUACAACUUACGAUGGAAUGAAUCGGAAUAUGGAAACGUGAAAGAUCUGCGGAUAACACCGAAUAAGCUCUGGAAACCGGAUGUGUUAAUGUACAACAGCGCGGAUGAGGGAUUCGAUGGCACGUAUCACACCAACAUUGUGGUCAAACAUAACGGCAGUUGUCUGUACGUGCCCCCUGGUAUCUUCAAGAGCACAUGCAAGAUAGACAUCACGUGGUUCCCAUUUGAUGACCAACACUGCGAAAUGAAAUUCGGUAGUUGGACUUACGAUGGAAAUCAGUUGGAUUUGGUUUUGAAUUCCGAAGAUGGAGGGGAUCUUUCCGAUUUCAUAACAAAUGGCGAGUGGUAUCUGCUUGCCAUGCCGGGCAAGAAGAAUACCAUCGUCUACGCCUGCUGCCCGGAACCCUACGUGGACGUCACAUUCACGAUACAGAUCCGACGGCGUACAUUAUAUUAUUUUUUCAAUUUAAUUGUGCCGUGUGUGCUGAUAUCAUCGAUGGCUUUAUUAGGAUUUACACUACCUCCCGAUUCGGGCGAAAAAUUAACAUUAGGAGUUACAAUUCUUCUAUCGCUCACAGUGUUUCUCAACCUUGUAGCUGAGACAUUGCCCCAAGUAUCUGAUGCAAUCCCCCUGUUAGGCACCUAUUUCAAUUGCAUCAUGUUUAUGGUGGCAUCAUCGGUGGUGCUGACGGUUGUUGUACUCAACUAUCAUCACCGCACGGCGGAUAUACACGAAAUGCCGCCAUGGAUUAAAUCCGUUUUCCUGCAAUGGCUGCCAUGGAUUUUACGUAUGGGUCGCCCCGGCCGUAAGAUCACACGAAAAACAAUAUUACUAAGCAAUCGCAUGAAGGAAUUGGAAUUAAAGGAACGUUCUUCCAAAUCACUACUAGCCAAUGUGCUGGAUAUCGAUGAUGAUUUCCGGCAUACGAUCUCCGGCUCGCAAACGGCGAUCGGUUCGUCAGCAAGCUUCGGUCGCCCCACAACGGUGGAGGAGCAUCACAAUACAAUAGGUUGCAAUCAUAAAGAUUUGCAUUUGAUUCUUAAAGAAUUGCAAUUCAUAACGUCGCGCAUGCGUAAGGAAGAUGAUGAGGCGGAAUUGAUAAGCGAUUGGAAAUUCGCGGCAAUGGUUGUGGAUAGAUUUUGUUUAAUUGUUUUUACGCUCUUUACAAUUAUCGCAACGGUGACCGUUUUGCUGUCGGCUCCGCACAUCAUCGUGCAAUAAGCCUAAAUGAAUUUGAGAAUUAAGCAUAAGCCUAGGAUAGACAUAUUACAACUACAUACUUUAA
Anastrepha obliqua is the source of this 1531-nucleotide messenger RNA. RefSeq names its product neuronal acetylcholine receptor subunit alpha-7 (gene nAChRalpha6). The transcript has 13 exons. Gene Ontology annotation, molecular function: transmembrane signaling receptor activity; acetylcholine-gated monoatomic cation-selective channel activity. Gene Ontology annotation, cellular component: neuron projection; synapse; postsynaptic membrane. Lineage: Eukaryota; Metazoa; Arthropoda; Insecta; Diptera; Tephritidae. Gene Ontology annotation, biological process: chemical synaptic transmission; signal transduction; nervous system process. The record is from RefSeq and is a predicted model, not a curated record. The coding region runs from base 1 to 1467 and encodes 488 amino acids.